CUGAAUUUUGAUCAGGUGACCAUGGGGAUACUUCAACAGUCGUGUGAAAAAUGGUUAUAAGUCACUUUUGUAACUUUGAAUGCUCACUAAAUGAACUGUUGUAAGUUGGACUAUCUUGUAGCUGGUCUUUGAAGCUAUAGCUGUUUUCAGUGCUGCUACAGUCAUCUGAUCAAAUUCAGGUCCUUGGCAGUUUGCUUGCAUUUAUGACUGUAGUGGUUGCUUCAGCUCCCCCAUAUGCCUCUCCCCCACCUCUGCCUUUUUCAUUGCAUGCCCUGCAUGCUGCCCUUACCUCUCCUUGCUUCCCCCUCACCAGAUGAACUCUGACAUAUACUUCCUCGGCUGAUGAGGUGUGUGAGGGAAGGCUGCAUGAGGGCGUUGCAAAGGACCUGUGCAUGCAUAUCAGCAUUGGGAGGAAGAAGACAAUGAACGUCAGCUGAGAGUGCUGGGGAAGGGCAGCAGGGGGAGGUGAUGACAGAGUGCAGGACAGACAUGUGGGGAAGAAGCAGAGGCGGGCAGGGCAAGAGAACUGUAAGUUCCUCACCCGACAACAGUGUUAUCCUGGUCUAAUGAUACAACUGUAACUGUUAGAACUGCUAUCCAUAAGUGAUGCAGUCACUCGAUGUUUUCCCUAAUGGCCACUUCACUUCAGUGAUGGAACUUCCGGUUCCAAUUAAUAUAAUUAAGCAAGGCCUACUUGUAAAAAAGAAAAAAAAAACUGUUGCUUUUUUUAAAAAUUUAUUUUGAAGUUUUAAACAGAAUGUAAAAACUGACACAAACUAACCAACACAAAUUAAUAAAAAAUAAAAGGAAUAAAAAAAAUUCUAGUGAGAAAUAAUAGAAAGAAAUAGGAGGAACUUCCAAUUUCUUCUGCAGCAAAAAUAAGUAUUGCAAUAUCUUCUAUCGUGAUUACAAAAACCCUGACUUUUUUCUACUCAUUUUUUCUAACCAUCAAAAUUACACAUCAUAGGUGCAUUUCCCCCGUUUCAUGCAGUAAGAAAGUUAAUUUAGCUGUCAAGGAAAGUUGCUGCAUAAAUGGUAGUUACUUUUUAGUUUCUAAGAAAGAGCUGUUAAUUAUUGCAGACAAAACUAAUUGAAUUUGAGAUAGGUAAAGAGACAGAAAAUGGUCCUUGCUUAAUAGGGUCAUAUAUAGUGUUGGAUUCAAAUAGGGUACAGUUCACUUGACACUGCAGAAAUGUCACAUACUUUGAUGGUUUAAGAGAGCCAAAUUGCUCAUGCAUGAAUGAGAGAGGUUGAAGAGAUUCUGUCAGGUAAUUUAGUUUAAUCGAAAUUCAUGUUGUAUGGAAUUAAAUUUUAAGAUGCAUAACAGUGACUUAAUAGAGGAAAGUAUUGCAGCAUUAAUACAGCUAUUUCAUAGUACCAAUAGGAUUAGUUGCUGAAAACUUUUGGGGAAGUAGUAGAGUUUAUGAUCUUGAAAUUUGUAAUUUAGAACAGAUGCAGUUUUUGAAUCUAAAUAAUUUGCUUGUUAUUGCCAUUCAGGCAUCAUGUUCUUAGGCUCCUGACUUUGAAUUUGUUUUGUGGAAGUGACUAUAGAUGUGGGUUUCUUAGAAGCACUUUCGAUUUUUCAUAGGGAUUGUAUUUGGAAAAUAGUUAUAAUUCAAAGGGAUUUUUAUAUUUAUGGAAUGGCUUCAUAAUUGGCAAAUAACAUUAAAAGGUAUGUGGUAAGAUUUUUCACUAUCUCAUUGCUCAUUAUCUUAAUAUCUUACCGCAACGAAACACUUUAGUAGGAUUAAAUGUUUCCCUUACAUUUGUUACUUAGAAAGUAAUUUCUUACCUAGAUUAAGUUAUAAUAUUUAAUACUUGGCUUUAGUUUAUCUUUGCAGUUAUUGGAAAGUGAUUGUUUUGAAGUAAUGCCCACAGAAAGUGGAAGCUGUGCCACUGCUCGCCAAGCCAAGCAGAAACGAAAAUCCCACAGUCUUUCUAUACGAAGAACCAACAGUUCUGAACAAGAGAGGUCAGGAUUGCAGAGGGAGAUGCUGGAAGGCCAGGAUUCAAAGCUACCCUCAUCCAUUAGAAGUACACUUCUGGAACUUUUUGGUCAAAUAGAAAGAGAAUUUGAGAAUCUCUACAUUGAGAAUCUUGAAUUACGCAGAGAGAUUGAUACACUUAAUGAACGCUUAGCAGCUGAAGGCCAAGCCAUUGAUGGAGCAGAAUUGAGCAAGGGGCAGCUGAAAACAAAAGCCAGCCAUAGUACCAGUCAGCUGUCUCAGAAAUUAAAGACUACUUACAAGGCAUCAACUAGCAAGCGCUCAAAUUCUUUCCCAGGGAGAUCAGGUGGACCUCGCAAAUUCCACGUGGGAAGCUGGGAAAUAUGGGGUGGCGACUCCUGGAUAGUCUCCAGUUUCAAAACAACAACAUCCAGAGCAAUAUGUCAGCUAGUGAAAGAGUAUAUUGGUCAUCGAGAUGGCAUUUGGGAUGUCAGUGUCACAAAAACUCAGCCUGUGGUGCUGGGGACAGCAUCAGCUGAUCAUACUGCUUUACUCUGGAGCAUAGAGACAGGAAAGUGUCUUGUCAAAUAUGUUGGACAUGCUGGAUCAGUAAAUUCCAUAAAGUUUCAUCCAACAGAACAGGUGUCUCUUACAGCUUCAGGAGAUCAGACAGCUCAUAUUUGGCGAUAUAUAGUGCAAUUGCCCACCCCUCAACCUACCACAGACUGCAAUCAAAUGUCCGGUGAAGAUGAAGUUGAGUUCUCUGAUAAAGAUGAACCAGACGGAGAUGGAGAUGGUUCCAGUGAUUGUCCCACCAUCCGAGUUCCUUUGACUUCCCUAAAAAGCCAUCAGGGUGUUGUCAUAGCAGCUGAUUGGCUGGUUGGAGGGAAGCAAGCAGUGACCGCUUCAUGGGACAGGACAGCCAACUUGUAUGAUGUAGAGACAUCUGAACUUGUGCACUCUCUGACAGGACAUGACCAAGAACUUACACACUGUUGCACCCACCCCACCCAGCGCCUCGUUGUAACUUCAUCGCGUGAUACAACCUUCCGUUUGUGGGAUUUCAGAGACCCUUCUAUUCACUCUGUGAAUGUCUUUCAGGGCCAUACAGACACCGUGACUUCAGCUGUUUUCACUGUGGGAGACAAUGUGGUUUCAGGUAGUGAUGAUCGUACUGUGAAAGUUUGGGACUUAAAAAAUAUGAGAUCACCCAUUGCCACUAUUCGCACAGACUCUGCAGUAAACAGGAUUAAUGUUUGUGUCGGUCAAAAAAUCAUUGCCCUUCCACAUGACAACCGACAGGUUAGAUUAUUUGACAUGUCUGGAGUGCGAUUAGCACGUCUUCCUCGUAGCAACAGACAGGGUCACAGAAGGAUGGUUUGCUGCUCAGCAUGGAGCGAAGAUCAUCCAAUAUGCAACCUCUUCACUUGUGGAUUUGAUCGCCAGGCUAUUGGAUGGAACAUCAACAUCCCUGCUUUGCUUCAGGAAAAAUGAGAAGCUCUCCUCAUGUUUUCCCGGUUUUAUUGCCACAAACUUUGUGCAGACUUUCCUGUAAGCUGCAGUCAGUAUAAAAGGCACACUUUGCAAAGGGCGGUGGGUGGAAUUGCAAAUAUUGUUACUGCAUUGUGCACAGUUGCAUGAAAUGUACAGAAAAAAAUGUGACCUUUUCAAAGAAGUUAGGCCAAUGUUUCUAAAUCGUAUCAACAUUAAGAUGUGUGAAUUUCAACUCUCAAAAUUCCCCAGCCAGCAUAGCUAGCUGGGAAAUUCUGGGAAUUGAAGUCCACACAUCUUAAAGUAGCUAAGAUUAAGAAAUAAUGAGUUAAGUUCUUGUGUAUGAACUUUUUUAUCUUGAUAUCCACUGGUGUCUAGAAGGACACUUAACUUUCCCAUGGAGCUUAUAUGUUUGCAGAUUACUCAGUCUAGUUGAACGUUAGGGCAUUAAGUUCGGCUUAAAUAUGAAUUUCAUGAAAAAUAUAUAGUUCACCUUUCCCCCAUCACAUUACACAUUUACCCUGUGAUUAAAAGAGAAUAUAAAGUUUCUCUUUAAGAUGAAGAGGAAGAAGUUUACUACAAUGUGUAGCUGAGCUUUUCUUUCAUCUAUAUCAGUGUUUCUCAACCUUGACAAUUUUAAGGCAUGUGGACUUCAACUCCCAGAAUUCCACAGCCAGCAUUGCUGGCUGUGGAAUUCUGGGAGUUGAAGUCCACAUGCCUUAAAAUUGUCAAGGUGAGAAACACUGAUCUAUAUGUAGUGUGAUCUGAAGACUCGAAUAUAGUAUUAAUUUCAACUCCCAGUAUAGCUUAGUUACUGAAUUAAAAAUAAGGGUCAGGGAAGAAAACGAUAAAUAUCUUUAUGUAUCAGAUAUAAAAUGUUGGAUUGCCAUAUUGGGAAUACUCCAGAACCUUUCAAGACCUAUUUAAAUUAUUACACUCCUGGUCUGAGGAACCACUCUCUGUCAGAUUCUCACAUAAGGCAAAUGACAAUAUUUUACAAUCAUGCAAAUUUCAAUAAGUUCUUAUAGCACUUUAGUUUAUGGCAGCAGUUAUAAACCACAAAUGUCCAGUGACAUUUCCUGGAGAAUGUGAGACUUGUAUCUAAGAAGGAUUUUCCUUACUAGGCUUUUGUGAAUAUUUUAAAGCUGGUGAGUAAAUCUUGUUAUUUUACUUGUUUUUAUUUUUUUAAAAAAUACACCGGUGUUUUAAUGUAAAUUGACAUAAUUCUGUUUGAGCCAAGGAUAGCACCAAGACCUUGUCCAAACAUUUCACUGUAGAAGGGAAUUGCUUCUCUCCCUUCCCUCUCCUUAAUGAUCAUUCUUGAAAAGAAGAGAUUUUUCAAAAUAUUUUAAUGGGAUGGUUGCUUGCAUUGUGGAAACCAGAUUACCAAAUUUUAAGCUAAAAUUGGAACAAGUUUAAUAAAACUUUAUCAUGCUGAAAAAAAUCAGCUUAAGAAAAAUAUAGUCCCUGUUCAACAUAAUUCUCUAGGCCUUCCUUAAAUUGCACACCAGAACAUACUAUGUGAACUUUAUCCUACUUACAUUGUGCUGCCAGAUUUGCAUAUUUAAUUCAUAUUUGCAAAAGCACUUGGUAGUCACCAUUUGGAAGAAAAGUCUGAAAGUUGUUUUUGAAGUUCCUUCACAGAUGAAUGCAGAAAGCAGUUUUCUUUACUAUCCAUUAUUGUCUCCAGAGUGGCACGCAAAUCACUUAACAAAGAGUUUAAAAUUAAUUUCCAUAAAUCAGAGGUGUAGAAACUAUGGCUUAAGGGACUUCAUAGAGCUUGCCAAUUUCUGCUUUUACUUUUUGAGUAAAUGGUAAAAAAAAAUUGUGCCCAUUUGAUGGUGUUUGAAGCAUAAAAUGGUAUCUUAAUCCUUGCAGAUGUUGAAAACAUUAUUCCAUCUCUUUAAACUUUGUGACUACCUCCCAUACAAGCUACAGGCCCCAUCCAUUUUUAAAAAGUUGGCUUUGAUAUGCUAUAUUAAUCUAGUUGUGGCUCUCAAUUUCAAGCCCUGCAACAGGGCAUCGUGAGUUGUUAUUACUUUAAUUACUCCAUUUUUCUUUGGCCAACGUUCUCUUCCAAGAGUUCUGAAAAGUAUGGAUUUCAAAGACAGACCUACCUAGAGAACAGAAUAAAUAGGAUGAGAGUCAAGGACACCAUUUAUUGAAAUCCUAGAAACAAGCAGAGAUAUAAAAUGAUAGGAUAUCUGUGUGGUUGUGACUAUCUCAAAAGAGGGUUUAGUUAUGAAGUGUAUACAACUUUAUGUGGCAGGUAAGAGGCUAAUAAUUGAGGUUUAUGAUGAUUAUUAAUGUUAAGCAAAUAAUGAUCUACAAGAGCGACUUGUAUGAGCUAUGAAUAAUUUGUUGCGCAUUUUGUUAGUAGUAAUAAUAGUACUAUUUUACAGUGUUUGCAAUGCAAUCUCAGCCUUGCUAGAUAGAGUGUGUUGCCAGAUGGCCUGGAAUCCUGCAAUGAGAGAAACAAUCCUAUCAUUUCACCCUCUUGACUGUUUUUGGUUUUUGCAGUUACGUUAGGACAAACCACAACAACAAAACAUACAUAUGGGUAUAUGUUGACAAUGGCUUCUUGAACUCAUACCGUAUAUGCCGGCGUAUUAGACGACCCGGCAUAUAAGACGACCCCCGUCUUUAUCGCCGAGCUGCACUCCUAGAACGUCGUCUUAUACGCCGGAAACUACCAGUAUUUCCGGCGUAUAAGACGACUCGGCGUAUAAGACGACCCCUGUCUUUGGCGCCGACUUUAGCAUUUCUGGAAGUCAUCUUACACGCUGGCAUAUACGGUAUAUACUUUGAGAACAAGUUCCCUUAGUUACAUGGCCUUGUGAAAUCCCAUUAGGGAAAUCUGGUUUCAUUGUAUUUAUAUCUUACUGUACAUUACUGAGGAUUUUAUUCUGCUAGCCCUUGCAGGGGGCGUUGCUCUUCUCUGUUUCAAGCCAUUGAGCCAGCGCUGUCCGAAGACAUUUCCAUGGUUAUGCAGCCAGCAUGACAGCACAGAGCGCUGUAGUAUGAGUACAUAUUAUUUUUAAUGGAGUUAUAACCCUGCCCACUCAGUGAUGUCACAUCUGCAUUCCCCUCAGAAAUGCUGUAACAUCUUAUUGCCUGUCCCAGAAAUAUUUCUGAUUGG
Crotalus tigris (Tiger rattlesnake) is the source of this 6576-nucleotide messenger RNA. RefSeq names its product WD repeat domain 37 (gene WDR37). The transcript is spliced from 14 exons. The record is from RefSeq and is a predicted model, not a curated record. Gene Ontology annotation, cellular component: preribosome, large subunit precursor. Gene Ontology annotation, molecular function: protein binding. NCBI's taxonomy places the organism in Eukaryota, Metazoa, Chordata, Lepidosauria, Squamata, Viperidae. The coding region runs from base 1869 to 3440 and encodes 523 amino acids.